CUUUGCCGGCUACGGGCCGAACGUAGAGAAGAGAAAGCGAUCGCCUCACGAGCGCCACUUUAGGAUCCUUCGAGGACAGCAGCAGGGGGAGCGCAGACAGCCAAGCAGCACAGCAGGCAGGCCGACUUGAGAGCCGUCAUCGGGACCGCAGGCAACAGCAGCAACGUCGAAGGACGCGCGUAGAUGACCCUCAAGUGCUGGAACGCAGCGCCGCCCCGAAAAGUACCGGCGAUCGAUACGAGCACCAGCGUCGAGACCUUGCUAGCCGCUGCAGCAGGCAACCAGAACAACAGCCACAUGGGUCGCGGUCGCGCCACCCCAAAGUCGGCGAGAUGCCGCUCGCAGUCGAGCAACUGGGACAAGGACGUCGUGGACAACUCGGGCGAAAGCGAGGACGACCGCUUUGACGUGACGGCCGCCACUAUCCCGGCGCCGUCUCACCAGAUCCACGCCAUGCCAGCGCUCUGGGUUAGCGGCCGGAGGCGGCACAGUCGCGGCCGUCCCAGACGACGUACCGUCAGCGAGAACUACAACCACGGCAACCUCAGCGUCGGUGCCGGGUAUAGCAACAAUAGCACGCCCACAGGCUCCUCCAUCAGCUCGACGCUGCCGUCCUCGCUUUCAGGUGGAGACGAGCAGCUGCGCGAAGCAGCUGCGGCCGCCGCUGCUGCGGCCGGAGGCAGUCUCAACCAGCGGCUAAGAAUCACAUCGCCCGAUGGACCGCGUUUUUCCGGCUGGGUACGAGGCCAAGCCGCCGAGGUGCAGUGGGAAGCGCUCGAUCCGAGCGUGCAGUGCGUGCGCAUCGACGUGUGCAACGUGGCGUGGGAUGUACCCACCACCAUCGCGCACCGCGUGGCGAAUGACGGCACGUUCCGCUGGCGCCGCGUGUAUUGGGGCAUGCCGAUUGCCGAGGGCUACUAUGUGAAUAUUUACGACGUGACGGAGCAGAAGGACCCGACGGACAUGCUGCUGCUGGCGCAGAGCGAGCGCUUCGCCGUCAUCAAGUGA
Messenger RNA from Phytophthora infestans T30-4, 1008 nucleotides. RefSeq lists its product as uncharacterized. Bases 184 to 1008 code for a protein of 274 amino acids. The record is from RefSeq and is a predicted model, not a curated record. NCBI's taxonomy places the organism in Eukaryota, Oomycota, Peronosporomycetes, Peronosporales, Peronosporaceae. The transcript has a single exon.